Molecule: messenger RNA, 2214 nt
Organism: Zophobas morio
Lineage: Eukaryota; Metazoa; Arthropoda; Insecta; Coleoptera; Tenebrionidae
Exons: 2
Coding region: 306-1475 (389 amino acids)
Source: RefSeq, a predicted model, not a curated record
UUGAAACAUCUGAGUACAUCAACAGAGAAUUCAAUGACAGCAAACACACUGUUUUAUUGUCUUCAAAAACUGAAUCUACACGUGUUGAUUUUAACCAAAUUUGCGAAAAAAGUGACUAAACCAACGUGUACUUUUUUCAAACUUUCGAUGAUGAAAAUUGCGUUUUGCUUUUAAAGCAAGGGAACCAACUACCAGAAGAGUUUGUAAAUAAAAGGAGGCUUACACCAGAAGACGACAUUCUUCGUUGUCUUGACAACUCAUUAAACGUAAUUUGUGCUCCAGCUGGAAAGGGUAAAUCGAGAUUAAUGGACGUUUUAUGUAACGACUGCCCUCCAGAUCACUGGGGGAUUUACAUCAAUCUGAUCAACCAUAAUUCGUUCCUGGCGAAGAAACCAAACUUGGAAACAAUCUGGAAUUACCUACUAGAAACAGACGACAACGUUGUUAAAAAAAUGUUGCCCAUUUUACGCAACAACCGAAAACUAUAUUUGUAUUUUGACGGGCUAGACGAAGUCGACAGCACUUACGUAAAUAGUGUCUUGGACUGCGUCCAAGACGCAUCUUCAAAUGGUACGAAGAUAUGGAUUUCGUCAAGGGAGAAUCUGCGUGAUAGAAUAACGCAAUCACUAAACGUAAUACCUAUAGAAAUAACAGAACUGAAUAAAAGUCAACGUGAAGAGUACAUUUGCGAAAAACUGAAACGGAAGUACGGAAACGAAGACAUAGAAAGAAUUAUGGGCUCAAUUCUUGACAAUGUAGAUCUUAACAAAAGUCAAGAAUUAUUAGGAAUUCCGUUACAGUUGCAUAUAAUUACGGAAAUGUUUCUGACCAACGACGAAACUGACAACGUCGAGCAAAAGAACAUGUUUGUGUUGACGUAUAUGUAUAAAUUGUACUUUGAGGGAAAAGUGAAGUUUGCUUUAAGUAAAGUCGUCGACGAACACCACACACAUCAAUUUGGAAAUUUUAAAGUUCUCUUAAAGAAUUAUGAAAUUCCUGCUUUGAAGGCAUGCUUAAACAGGGAGGAUUUUGUCAAACUGGGUCUACUUUCAGAAGAAAUGGAAGAUUUUGUCACUGAAAUUAAGCGCAGUGGCGAUAAAUAUGGAAUAAUAGAGAUAAUAAAUGACAAUGGGGAUGCUAUAUUUAGCCAUCAGACGUACGCAGAAUAUUGUGCGUGUGUUUGGUUACAAAGAAAUAAAGAAAAAGCUGCUUUGUUUCAGAAGGAGAUGCUUCUUGAAAGAUAUGAAAAUCUACGACUUAUGUUUGACAUAAUGUUGGCCCAGAGCGACCCUCUACAUCUAUCCGUUAUCUACAGAAACUUAGACGAAUUUGAAAAAAACGUCGACGAUAUAGAAGCUAAAGAUCAUGGUGGUCGAACUGUACUCCAUCUGUUGUGUACAUACGGCAAGAAAUAUCCCAUUGAUUACAUAAAAAGUUACUGGUACAGGAAUGAACUGGUGAAACUGAACCAAUAAUUUAAGUGGUACACAACCAUGGUGGCAAAGGUACUUCAACUAUACUCCAAAAUCCACGACCAAGACGAUUUAUUCCACUUUGAUUGCUUAAGUUACUCCCUUGAAGCAAAAUGUUUGUAUCCGAUAGAGGCAAUGCUAGAAAAAAAUCUUCUAGAUUUUGACGAUGUUAAAAAAACGGUUUUUGGCUAUUAUAAAAUCGAAACGUUGGUUUAUUAUGCAGCACACAUGGGUUACCCGAAUUUAUUUUCUGCACUGGUUGCACAUAACACACAACUUGUUCAUCUGAAAGUAGACAACGACAAUUUAUUAGAAAUAGCCGUCAAAGGAACAGAUGACAGUGUAGCGUCUCCAAGAGAAGGUAACAUCGCUGUUGGCAAUAUAAUACUAGAAAAUGGUUUCGAUUUAACCAAAGAUGGUUAUGACACACCUCUUGGUGAUAUUUUGGACGUAGCAUGCGAUGAGGAAAACUAUAAAAUUGACUUGGAUGUGAAUCUUAAAAACGACGAAGGUCUAACUGCGCUUCAAAUUGCGGCUCAAUUUCGUGUUUUCGGAGUAGUAGAAAUAUUGAUGAAGAGAGGAGCUGAAGCAGAUAUUGUGGACCCACGUGGCAACAACCCUCUGCAUUUUGCAUCAAUGUUGUGGAUAGAUAAUCGAACUAUAAUAAAACUGUUCAUUGAUAAAGGUGUGGAUGUUAAUGUUCAAAAUGAAAAUGGGUUGACGCCUCUACAUCUAGCUUGGA